AUGGGCGACGACACUGGCCCAUCCUCCGAGGCCACCCCGCUGUUGCGAGAAAAUUCCAGCUACCAAAGCACGCAAUAUCACAGCGUUACCCGCCAUACACACGAUGUGGAAAGCAGCUCCUCCACCACAGAAGUCGAAGAUGAUUCGUUUUUCCCCAUCUUAUCUCGAGUCCAAUCCACUUCCCAGAUCCUGGAUAUCGAACCGCCUUUGGACAGAAUCCCAUCUAUUCAUUCUGUGAAGAAAAGCAAUGCCUCUAUCGGCGGCGGUAGCAUCGAAGAAGAAGAUGACAGCUAUGCUGCCCGAUUCAUUAAUGUCUCCCCCACUCGCUUCUGGUUGAUUUUCAGCGGUGUCAUGCUCGGCUACGUGAUUGGGUUCUUCGAUUCGACUUUAAUGGCGUCAAGUCACCCGGUUAUCACGUCCUAUUUCCAUGCCGCAAAUGCGGCUUCUUGGCUGUCGACCGCUUUUCUACUCACCUCGACGGCAUUCAUGCCUCUUUUUGGACGCGUCUCGGAUACACUAGGCCGUAAGCCGGUCUAUCUUUUUUCCAUUGCCAUAUUCUUCUUUACUACUGCAUGGUGCGGUCUCGCUCAAAGCAUUGGCAGCUUUAUCGCUGCUCGCGCCCUCUGCGGUCUUGGUGCUGGUGGUGUAUUCUCUAUGGGUCAGAUUCUUUCUAGUGAUCUUGUUCGCAUCGAGUAUCGUGGUGUCUACCAAUCGUACAUUAAUCUGUGCUUGGGCACAGGUAGUUGCUUGGGCCUCGCAUUUGGCGGGUUUCUUUGCGACAAAAUUGGCUGGCGUAAUGCAUUCCUGAUCCAGCUGCCGUUUAUUUUUGUCUAUUUCAUCACUUCCGCACUUACGAUUCCAGCAGACAUUGGAUUGAAGCAGACAGGAUCCGAUCGAAAGACCUUAUUACAGGUACUGCGCACCAUCGAUCUAACUGGCUCUUUGUUCCUCGUUCUGUCUGUCACUGCUUUGAUCAUGGGACUGAACCUGGGGGGAAAUGUCUUCCCUUGGGAACAUCCAGUAGUCAUUGGCUCGUUAGUGGUAUCCGUUGUCUUGGCCAUCGUUCUUGUCCGAUAUGAGCGAAAUGUGGCUCUCCCUGUCCUUCCGACAGAGUUGCUUUCGAAAGAUCCUCGGGCCAGCAUAAUUUUUGGCAACUUCUUUGGUGCAAUGUCCGUCAACACCAUGAUGUUCAACGCACCGUUGUACUUCCAAGCCGUCAAGCUAGCCAGCCCUACGGAUUCGGGAUUCCGACUAGUGGCUGCCUCAAUUGCCGUGACUAUCUCCAGUGUUGGCACCGGAUUCUUGAUUACCUGGUCGCGGCGUAUGAAGCCAACUAUUCUCAUUGGUGGCUUCUGUAUGCUGCUGGGCGGAGUUCUAGCUGGCUUGAUGAAUGUCAACACAUCCCAAGCACUUGCCAUGAUCUGUGUUUCUUUCAGUAGCCUCGGGCAGGGAUUCUCGUUUCCCAGUCUCAUGGUCUCGAUUCUCGCUACUAGCGAUCAUGCUGACCAGGCAGUGGCGACCACGACUCUGGGACUGGCGCGUAACCUUGGCUCCGUGCUGGGUGUCUCGAUCAGUAGCUGGAUCUUCCAGAAUGUUUUGUUUUACGAGCUCGAACGUCAGGUUACCGGAGUACACAAGAGGGAUAUAAUUGGUCUUGUCCGCAAAUCCAUCCGCAGUAUCGGUGACUUGGAUCAGGUGCAUCGGCAGCAAGUGAUUGGAUCAUAUGCUUUGGCCCUUCGUGUCACCUUUUUUUCUGCUGCAAUCUGGGGUGCGGUCAUGUUGUUGAUGCACCUCCGACUUCGAUUGCCGCGGUUGGGACGCAAGGCAUAA
Molecule: messenger RNA, 1830 nt
Organism: Penicillium verhagenii
Lineage: Eukaryota; Fungi; Ascomycota; Eurotiomycetes; Eurotiales; Aspergillaceae
Product: putative MFS multidrug transporter
Exons: 2
Coding region: 1-1830 (609 amino acids)
Biological process (GO): basic amino acid transport; transmembrane transport
Cellular component (GO): fungal-type vacuole membrane
Molecular function (GO): basic amino acid transmembrane transporter activity
Source: RefSeq, a predicted model, not a curated record